UGACGUAACACACGACGAGCGCAAGAAGAAAAUUUAGUUGUGUACUUGUGUCGGUGUUGGUGGGCGCGAGACUUGCGCGAGACGAAGUAUGGCGUAGGAUUCUCUGGCCUCUUUUGUCCAAGUGUCGAGUUCUCAUUCUAUUAGUGUGCUACGUUUUUCCUAUACAUUUGACCAAACGAUAAUUCCACGAGCGUUUUGUGUAUCCCGGCCGUUUUAUCUCGACCGACUUUUUUUGGUGAUUCGCCGCUUUACCAGCCGAAGCCAGUAUCUCUUACAGGGCACGAAAAGGACGUCGAGUAUCGUAACAGAAUGAGCGUCGAUGCGUAUGGGCCUAGCAGUCAGACCCUCACGUUCCUUGAUACGGAGGAGACGGAUUUAAUUGGCGCAGAUACGCAGGGUAGUGAAUUCGACUUCACGGAUUUCACAUUACCUUCGCCGAGUCAAACUCAGGCCUCGCAACACGAUGCUGUACAAAGUCAACCUAGCCAGUCUGUACAGGUUAAUGGAACAAGCGGCAGCUCAUCAUUGGACUUGAAGAUAUCUGGAGCAGCACAAAGCCUUGCUGAAUUACAAUUUGAGGAAGAAGAAGAGGAAGCUUACUACAAUCGUGAUUUACCAGAACAUGCAUGUAAAUAUUGUGGUAUUCAUGAAGCAUCAUGUGUUGUUAUGUGCAAUGUCUGCCGCAAAUGGUUUUGUAAUGGACGUGGAAACACAUCUGGUUCCCAUAUUAUCAACCAUCUUGUUCGAGCCAAACAUAAGGAAGUCACUUUACACAGAGAUGGUCCUUUGGGAGAGACUGUUCUUGAAUGUUAUUCGUGUGCUGUUAGGAAUGUUUUUGUUCUUGGUUUCAUUCCUGCAAAAGCAGAUUCUGUUGUUGUGUUACUCUGCCGCCAGCCAUGUGCAGCUCAAAGUUCCUUGAAGGAUAUGAAUUGGGAUCAAGAACAAUGGAAGCCAUUGAUUGAAGAUCGCUCCUUUUUAGCGUGGCUAGUAAAAAUCCCGUCAGAACAGGAACAGCUACGAGCAAGACAGAUCUCUGCGCAACAGAUCAAUAAGUUGGAAGAAUUAUGGCGAGACAACGUUGACGCUACUUUCCAAGACCUCGAAAAGCCUGGAGUAGAUGAAGAACCGCAACAAGUGCUUUUGCGGUACGAAGAUGGAUACCAAUACCAGAAUAUAUUUGGUCCUCUCGUUAAAUUAGAAGCCGAUUAUGAUAAACGUUUAAAGGAAUCUCAAACGCAAGAGAAUAUCGAAGUGCGUUGGGACGUUGGCCUGAACAAAAAAACAAUCGCAUACUUUAUGCUGGCGAAAACGGACGGCGACAUGAAACUGAUGCACGGUGACGAACUGAGACUUCGUUAUUUGGGUGAACUUCAUAAGCCUUGGUCUGGAAUCGGUCAUGUGAUAAAGAUUCCCGACAAUUACGGAGAGGAAGUGGGGAUCGAGUUGAAGAAUAAUUCUGGCGCUCCAACAGAAUGUGUCAGUAAUUUUGUCGUUGAUUUUAUUUGGAAAAGCACAAGCUUCGAUCGCAUGCAAUUAGCUUUGCGAAAAUUUGCCGUGGACGACACCUCUGUAUCCGGUUACAUAUACCAUAGACUGUUGGGACACGAGGUAGAGGAAGUCCUUUUUCGUUGCCACCUCCCCAAGCACUUUAGUGCACCGAAUUUGCCGGAUUUAAAUCGGUCCCAAGUGUAUGCCGUAAAACAUGCUGUACAGAGACCUCUGUCCUUGAUCCAAGGACCACCCGGUACAGGGAAAACCGUGACUAGCGCCACGAUAGUUUACCAACUUGUCAAACAAAAUGGUGGUCCUGUACUAGUGUGCGCCCCGUCCAACACGGCUGUGGACCAACUCACGGAAAAGAUACACAAGUCUAACUUAAAAGUUGUACGACUUUGUGCAAAAUCACGAGAAGCAAUAGAUUCUCCAGUAAGCUUCCUGGCUCUUCACAAUCAGAUUAAGAAUAUGGAGACGAAUACAGAGUUACAGAAAUUGCAACAAUUAAAAGAUGAAACUGGAGAAUUGUCCAGUGUUGACGAAAAACGUUACAGAUUAUUAAAGAAGGCUGCAGAGAAAGAGUUAUUGGAAGCAGCUGACGUGAUUUGCUGUACGUGUGUGGGAGCUGGUGAUCCAAGGUUACACAGACUAAAAUUUCAUUCGAUUCUCAUUGACGAGAGUAUGCAGGCGACUGAACCAGAAUGCAUGGUACCAGUCGUUCUUGGUGCCAAGCAAUUGAUCUUGGUGGGUGAUCACUGUCAAUUAGGACCAGUGGUUAUGUGCAAGAAGGCCGCCAGAGCAGGUUUAUCACAGUCCCUUUUUGAAAGAUUAGUUGUACUUGGAAUCAGACCUUUCAGAUUGGAAGUGCAGUACCGUAUGCAUCCAGAUUUGUCGCGUUUCCCGUCGAACUUUUUCUACGAAGGCUCUCUACAGAACGGUGUUUGCGCCGAUGAAAGAAAAUUGCUGAAGAUCGACUUCCCCUGGCCAGCUCCUGACAAACCUAUGUUCUUCUAUGUGACUCAGGGACAAGAAGAGAUAGCUGGAAGUGGUACAUCUUAUUUAAACCGAACAGAGGCGUCAAAUGUUGAAAAGAUAGCGACAAGAUUUCUGCGCUGUGGGGUGAAACCUGAACAGAUUGGUGUAAUUACCCCCUACGAAGGUCAGAGAGCUUACUUAGUACAAUAUAUGCAGUACCAAGGGUCACUGCACUCAAAAUUGUAUCAAGAGAUUGAAGUAGCCAGCGUGGAUGCGUUCCAAGGCAGGGAGAAGGACAUAAUAAUCAUGUCUUGCGUUAGAUCCAAUGAGCACCAAGGUAUUGGGUUCCUGAACGACCCAAGACGAUUAAACGUUGCGUUAACCCGCGCCAAAUACGGAAUUAUUAUUGUUGGAAAUCCAAAAGUAUUAUCAAAACAACCAUUAUGGAACCAUUUAUUAAGUUUCUACAAAGAGCAGAAAGUUCUGGUAGAAGGGCCAUUGAAUAAUUUAAAAGAAUCCAUGAUUCAAUUCGCCAAACCAAAGAAACUGGUGAACGCUGCCAAUCCAGGUUCGCAUUUCAUGUCUACAUCCAUGUAUGAUGCAAGAGAGGCUCUUAUACCAGGUUCAGUGUAUGAUCGUUCAGGUACUCAGGUGAAUGGAACACAGAAUCAUAACCCUUACUAUCAGCGGAACGUGCCUUUGGACAUUUUUAGCAGAACUCAUGAUACCAUUAGCUACAUUAGUCCAGAAAGAGCUCAAGCAGCAAUGAAUAACGUACCAGUUCCUGUGGGAAUGUUUAUGAACAUGGCACACGUGCCUCCACGGUUCUACAAUCAACACCAACAGGCUCUGCAGGCUAGACAGAACCAACGUAAUCGUAGAGGAACUGCCUUAUCGAAGAACAAACAGGGUCCACGAAUGGGUAAAUUGAGUCAAACAGAACAGAACACCCAGCCAUAUAGUCAACCAGGACUGCCAUUGACUCAGGGCACUACACAGGGCAUGUCUCAGCCAGGUUUCAGUCUUUCUCAGCCUGGCUUAAGUCAGGCGGAACUCUCGCAAGAUUCUUUUGCCGUUGGAGAGUUCCAGUCACAGAUGGACGGUCUGUUGUCACAGGAUUCAACGUAUCAGGGUGAUCGAAGUGGUUUCUAUCAAUCCGGACAGUCACAAGCCGGGGGGCAAUUCUCCCAGCCAUAUUGAGCCGAGACCGUACGGCUGAGCAACGCAAUUGCUAUGCAGCGUCGCGGGAGCGACUGAAGGCUCGUUCGACCAAUUCUUCUUCGACCAACAACCACAAAUCACUAACUGCGCAAAACGGUAAAACGGCUCGGCGAUCGAGUACGGUAAUAAAUAAAUGCACGCAGUCGUCGGCGUAAAAGAGGGUUUUAAAAACAAGCAAGCAAAUAAAAAAAAUACUACUACUACUACUGCUACAAAGAAACGGAGUUCGUCGUUAUUUACCGUCGAAACGCUAAAAUGUUUGUACCAGACGGGAAAGGAAAGAUUAUGUUGAACCACCGGGCAUAAUAGAGUGCGACAAACCGCAUGGAACCAAAAAAAAUUGAAUGGAAAGGGGGAUAGGACUGGGAGACGACACUAUCACCAAAUUUACACCAACUAUACUAUUCACCGUGACACGCGCUUACCGUGAACGGACCGUUUUAUCGCGGGGAUCGAGUGACGCUAGAAUUACACACACAACAAACAAACAAACAAAAAAAAAACGUCAAAAUACCAAAAACAACAAAAAAAUAUAAUAAAAUAAUAAAAAGAAAGAGAGAAGGUACGGGACUUGUAACGCUUCAUGACUUGAUCCAAAAAAAAAAAGAAAAGAAAAAAAAAA
Messenger RNA from Habropoda laboriosa, 4312 nucleotides. It is a transcript of the gene Upf1, whose product is annotated as regulator of nonsense transcripts 1. Gene Ontology annotation, biological process: nuclear-transcribed mRNA catabolic process, nonsense-mediated decay. Gene Ontology annotation, cellular component: cytoplasm. Gene Ontology annotation, molecular function: DNA binding; ATP binding; RNA helicase activity. The transcript is spliced from 5 exons. The coding region runs from base 310 to 3669 and encodes 1119 amino acids. The record is from RefSeq and is a predicted model, not a curated record. NCBI's taxonomy places the organism in Eukaryota, Metazoa, Arthropoda, Insecta, Hymenoptera, Apidae.